UGUUGGAUCAUAAACAAAACAAUAUCUAAUUGUAAGAAGUAUUUUCUUAUCCUGUAUAAUAAUCUAAUGUUAACUAUGGUGUUAACGAAUAUGUACUGUGAUGUAAAUAAGAUAUCGUAUGUAGACGCGUGACCUUAAGAAUGAUAAAAAAAGGAAUAAUCAUAAUCAGCUAGUGUUACAUUUAAAGUUUACAUAUCAAUUGUAUAUAGCGUAUUACCUUACAAUUGAUUACAAUGUUUUGAAGUGCACGCGCCAGUAAAUAUUUGUACCCUUACGCAACGACAGGUGGCGAUAACCUCGAAAAAAUACAACGGUGAUCAUUCGUGGUUGUGUAUGUCUUCUUGUAAGAUCAACCGGAGUACACAAUCUAGAGAACAUGUAUCCAUUGUUCUCGGAUAAUACUUUGUGAUAUGUAAUAAUUGUCCCUUAAAGUGCCUAUUAUUGUUAUAUUUAUUGUUAUUUAAUAUUUAUAAUAAUAUAAUGUUUUUAUUUAAAAACUAAAUUAUUAAAAUUUAACAUUAUUUAUCUUGUUUGUUAAUUAUUGACAAAAUUCAAUUGAAAUGUGUUGACCUAGAAAUAUUUAGAUUUCAUUUAUUCAAAUAUGUCGAAUAUUUAAUGAAGAGGACUUAAUGUUCUUCGACCAUCGAUGGAUCCUGUUUGUGCUAUAAAUAUUAGCAAUGCAUCUACUCACUCAUAUCAACCAUCAUGUAUAUCUGUUUUAAGGAUAUAAGAAACCUUAUUUUUUAUGCUUGAUUAUGCAUUUUUGUUGUUACCGUUGUUAUUUGAAUGUAAUGGAUAUUUCGUGACAGUGCCAUCAAAUACGAAUGAUUAAAGGAAUUUUUUACAAUAAUACAAACUUACGAAAUGGAUAGUUCUGAAUAUGAGAUGGUCAGAAAUAUGACACUUUUAUUCUUCUUUGAACGUUUAAUGGACAAAGGUGGACCACGAACGCUACAUGAUUUAAGUUGUCAAUUUGGAGCUAAAGGAUUUACUAAGGAAAUGCGUCAAAUAGCUGGUGGUUCUCAAAGUGGCCUUAAAAAAUUUUUAUCUCAGCAUCCAUCUCUAUUUAUUAUUAAUGGUGAUUACGUUACUGUUAAUACUUUUCAAUCUAUAAUUGAGGAAGACAAUGGAUCCAAAUUAAGCGGAACUCGUGAUUAUGCAAAAGAAGCGGUAGAAUAUUUUUCUAAUAAAUUGAUGCAGUAUGGAGUAGGAACUGAGGUACCGAUAACUAGCCUACUUGGACAUCGUUCUCAAGCAUCUCCAGAAGUAAGACAUAUUUCUGGUCAACGUUAUAAAGAAUUUAGAGAUUUUCUUUUGAAGUAUCCUAGUACCUUUGUAGUUACGGAAGAUAAUGUAAUGUUAAAACAAUAUGAAGGAAUGAAAGUAAAAUUAUUUGUUGAACUGGAACCCGAUACACCUAUCGAUCCAGAAAUUACCGCUAAAUUGUUACAAUUUUUGGCUCAAUGUAUAGAAGAGAAAGGUCCAAUUUUUAUAGAUCAGUUAUUUAAUUUGGUUAAUGAAAAAUUUUGUCCUGGAAAUUGGACGUCGAUAUUUAAAACAGUAAGAGAUUUAUCAACGUUUAUAAAAAUGUUUCCCGAUACGUUUCACGUUCAAAGCAAUCUUGUAACAUUGUUAGAACGUGGAAAAUCUUCAACGAUGGAAACAGAAACAAAAAAUAAAUCUAUACAAUUGACACGAAAUCGAGGUAAUAAUGUUAAUCGAGUAAAUGCAGUACAACCAAUGACACAAUCGAGUACUACGCAAACAGUAAAUACAGAAAAUGUUGUAUGUAAUAAUAACAUCAACAACAACAUUGAGAAUAAUACACCACAAAAUGCAUCUCCUACACCUGUCGAAUCUAACAAUAACUGCCCUUUAGUAAGUUUACAGCAACAAACGCUUAAACAAAGAAUAAAUACCCUUGUAAUGAAGACGUUAGCCGAUAACACAGAUAAAGAUCGCAGUUUACAAAGUAUUCAAAAAGGUGACGCGUGGAAAUUAAAAGUAUUACAACAAACGAGAGUAAUUGUAAACACUAAAGAAAGUUUACAGAUCGUAGAGGAUAUAAUCAAUCCUCGGAAAGCUCGUGCUGAUAAUAAUGUUAUUUCCUUUGAUUGUGAAGGAAUUAAUUUAGGUGCUAAAGGACAAUUAACUCUUAUACAAAUUGGAACUAUGACUGGACAAGCUUAUGUCUUUGAUUUAUUUACAUGUCCAACACUCAUGCAAGCUGGUGGACUCCAAAAACUUUUAGAAAGUGACAAGGUUAUCAAGGUGAUACAUGACUGUAAAAAUGAUAGCGUUAAUUUAUAUAAUCAAUUUAAUGUAACGCUGAAUAAUGUGUUUGAUACACAGGCUGCACAUGCUGUAAUUCAAUUCCAAGAGACAGGAAAACCGGUAUACAAAGUGAAAAAUGUCAAUUUAAAUAUCUUAUGCGAUCAUUAUGGAGCACAAUCCAAUCCUUUGAAGGAACAAUUAAAAAAUAUUUAUCGUAAGGACCAAAGAUACUGGUCUCGUCGGCCUAUGACUAGAGAUAUGUUGAUUUAUGCUAGUAGUGAUGUUCUCAGUCUUGUACCUCGUGUAUAUCUUUCUACGUCGAGGUUGAUCAAGCCAGAGUUUCAAAGUUUGUUUAAAGAAUUAUGUGAAGAACAAGUUCUAAUGCAUAUUAAACCAUUAGAAGUAAAGGCUCGUAAAAAACAAAGAAAAGUAGAGACUGAAGUAGCAGAUUUAAAAAGAAAAAUGGAAGAGGCAACGUAUAAAAACAUAGUAUUGAGUAACCGAGAAAUUCGUCUUCUUCGUUACUUAGACCUUACAGAGGAAGAAAAGGAGAAAUUAAAGGGUAAUUACAAGGUUGCUAAGAAAUUAGAAAAAUUAGAAAAUAUGGGUCAAGAAAAAGGUGAUAGUAGCGAUGAAGAUGAUGAAGAUAAAAUGGAGGAUACGGAUUAUCAUAGCAUGGAGAGUUAUACUUCGGAGAAUUCGCAUUCUGGUGGAAUAUUGUCACCGAGAAAUUCCGAGACUCCAAGUUUAACCGAAUCUAUGCAAAUGGUCGAUGAAAUCCUAUCGGAUGCACGAAUGGAUAGGUUGGAAAAAAUCGAGAAAUUAGAAGCAAUACUUUCAGCUGUGACAACGUCUUCGAACGAUCAAUUAUCGCCAAAUAGUACAGACAUUUCUCCAAGUGGUUGUAAAUGUCUAAACGGUAAAGUUGAUGAUAGCCCAACGAAAGAAAAUAAGGAAUUUGUUAAUACUGCCUGCCAAACGCUUAGUACAGGUGAUAUCGCGAUAACUAGAGUAUUUGUCACUGAGGAGGAAAAAGAACGAGUAAGAUUACAGAAUUCGCCAAAAAAAUAGAUUUUAAAACGAGCAAACUGCUGCUGCUUUUUUAUAUAAAAUAAAUAAGCAGCUAAAAAUAUAUACG
Polistes dominula (European paper wasp) is the source of this 3412-nucleotide messenger RNA. RefSeq names its product Egl_like_exo domain-containing protein (gene egl). Gene Ontology annotation, biological process: nucleobase-containing compound metabolic process. Lineage: Eukaryota; Metazoa; Arthropoda; Insecta; Hymenoptera; Vespidae. The record is from RefSeq and is a predicted model, not a curated record. Gene Ontology annotation, molecular function: 3'-5' exonuclease activity; nucleic acid binding.